AUGGUGGCCAGCCCGCCCGAUCGCCGCGUGGCCAAAGACGACAGCUCGCUGGCCCGUGGCUCUCCCGGUCGCAACGGCCAGCUAGCCAAGCAAGGCUCGCUGACGAUCGUCCGCCGCAGCAGCGGCAAAGGAGGCGGCGGUGGUAACAGCAGCGGCGGGGGCGCCAGCGGCGGCAGCGGCAGCGGCAACGGCGCCAAGGCGGGCCCGCUCGCCAGGGGCGCGUCCGCUGUCGCUGACGACGACGCCCUCGACGCCGUCGACCUGUCCACCGACAACCUGCCUGCCGUCGACACGCCGGACGCCUGCGAUAAGGCUGCCCUCAGGCUACGCUGCCUGUUGCGGCAGUUGCAGAGGGGGGAGAUUUCCGCGGAAAUCUUGCAGAAGAACCUCCAUUAUGCGGCACGCGUCCUCGAAGCGGUAUUCAUCGAUGAAACCAAAUUUCUCGACGAAAAACUAAAGGCAGCCGCCACUCUUGUUAGUAGGCGGCUGGCGGACGAGGACGACGAGCUGUCGGAGGUGCAGCCAGACGCGGUGCCGCCCGAGGUGCGCGAGUGGCUGGCGUCCACCUUCACGCGCCAGCUCGCCACAACGAGGCGCAAGGCCGACGAGAAGCCCAAGUUCCGGUCGGUGGCGCACGCCAUCCGCGCCGGCAUCUUCGUCGACCGCAUCUACCGCCGCGUCACCAGCACCUCGCUUAUGCAGUUCCCGCCCGACGUCGUUAAAGUGCUCAAGACGCUGGACGAGUGGUCAUUUGAUGUGUUUGCACUUAGCGAGACAGCCACAAAUAUGCCUGUCAAGUAUCUUGGGUAUGAUCUCCUCAAUCGAUAUGGGAUGAUACAUAAGUUUAAGGUUCCACCUUCCACACUGGAGGCGUUUCUUACACGAAUAGAGGAAGGUUAUUGUCGUUACCGAAAUCCAUAUCAUAACAACCUACAUGCAGCUGAUGUGGCACAGACCGUCCACUAUAUGUUGUGCCAAACAGGGCUCAUGAACUGGCUAACAGAUCUGGAGAUCUUUGCAACCCUUGUUGCAGCUUUAAUUCAUGACUAUGAACAUACAGGUACAACCAACAACUUCCAUGUCAUGUCAGGCACAGAGACAGCAUUAUUAUAUAAUGAUCGUGCUGUCCUAGAAAAUCAUCAUAUAAGUGCCUCUUUUAGGGUGAUGCGGGAUGAGGAAUGUAACAUCCUCCAAAAUCUGUCACGUGAAGAGUUUCGGGAGUUCCGCACUCUUGUUAUUGAUAUGGUUUUAGCAACAGACAUGAGUUUCCAUUUUCAGCAGCUGAAAAACAUGAGGAAUCUCCUGACACUCGCUGAGGCCAGUGUGGACAAGUCCAAGGCUCUAUCACUGGUGCUUCACUGUUGUGACAUAUCACAUCCUGCUAAGCGAUGGGAUCUCCACCAUAGAUGGACUUCUCAACUUCUUGAGGAGUUCUUCAGACAAGGAGAUAAGGAACGUGAGUUAGGACUGCCAUUCAGCCCUCUAUGUGAUCGCAACAACACACUUGUUGCUGAGUCACAGAUUGGUUUCAUCGAAUUUAUUGUUGAGCCAAGCAUGGCAGUAUGCAGUGAUAUGUUGGAAGCAAUUUUGGGUCCACUUCAUUCAUCUUGUAAACCAACAUCUGCUGAAAGCAUCCAGAGUACAGGAUCAGAAAGUGCUGAAAUUGACAGAUCUAAGAAUGGGUCCACACGGAGCCCAGAACGAGGCCAGAAGUAUACAAUUAAAAAGCCAUGGAUUGGUUGUUUAGCAGAAAACAAGAGGAUAUGGAAGGAACAGGCAGCUAAAGAAAAUUUGUGAACAAAGCAGUUUAAACAGAAAAAGAAUUUUACGUAUCAAUGCCUGGGUGAGCACAAGUGAUUGAAGGCACACAGUGUUUGAGAAUGGAUGUUACCAUUCAUUAAAGAUAUAGUGAAGACCUUUCUAUAUAAAAUUUUUAUAUGUUGCUACUGCAUAAAAUGUGCUAUGCAAUAUUUGAUGUGUAAGAAAAUCCACUUCUUCCUGUUUUGGGCAAAAGACAAGUGUGAAUUUUGUUACUACUACAGUCUAGAAUCUAUCACCACCAAAGAAAAGCCCUUGUGAUUAUUGCACAAUUAGUUUUUCACUAUUUAUGUUCUAAAGAUUGUAGAAAAUAUUGCCCAGAAAAUGUUUGAUGUAACAAUUUAUUUGUUUCAAACGAUCAAAAAAUGUGUGGAUGAAAUUUUGUGAUUUUCAGAUAUCUGAAAAACAAAGGUUCUCAGAAAAUAUAUAUUUCUUUAUACAGCUCCAGCACUUAACAGAGAAACUUCAUUUGAAUACUGAUAGACAGUAGUGCUAAACAUGUAAAUUAUAUGUACAUA
Messenger RNA from Schistocerca nitens (vagrant locust), 2336 nucleotides. RefSeq names its product dual specificity calcium/calmodulin-dependent 3',5'-cyclic nucleotide phosphodiesterase 1-like. Gene Ontology annotation, biological process: signal transduction. The transcript is spliced from 14 exons. The record is from RefSeq and is a predicted model, not a curated record. Bases 1 to 1797 code for a protein of 598 amino acids. Lineage: Eukaryota; Metazoa; Arthropoda; Insecta; Orthoptera; Acrididae. Gene Ontology annotation, molecular function: 3',5'-cyclic-AMP phosphodiesterase activity.